Messenger RNA from Entrophospora candida, 699 nucleotides. NCBI's taxonomy places the organism in Eukaryota, Fungi, Glomeromycota, Glomeromycetes, Entrophosporales, Entrophosporaceae. The record is from the annotation of a GenBank genome assembly.
AUGGAUGAUAAUAGUGAUAUAAAACGAUGUUGUUGUUGUAUUAGACUUAGACCUGCAAUGAUAAUCAUUACUUUAUUAUGGACUCUUUAUGGAAUAUGGGAGACAUAUAAAUAUACAACAGAUGCCAUUCUUAAGUAUCCUUAUUCAGUAGUAGAAGUUUCAAUAAUAAUGUCUGUUAUAUAUCUUAGCCUGACAAUCCUUUCAUUUUUUGCAUUAAUGAUAGUGAGCACGAGUAAAACAAAGUUUCUAAAAAUUUUUAAAGCAUUGGCUUAUACAAUCGCGGCAUUUUAUUCAUUUGUAGCAAUGAUUCCAUUCAUUGUUCUUGCUGCAAAAAAAGAUGAGUUCACCAGUUCGUGCUUUAAAACUGGUUAUCUUGGGGAUUGUAGAACCCUUAUCAAUACCAUGAUUGUUGGUGGCAUAAUCAAUGUCAUUGUUCUGGCACUUUAUUUUGCAGCGAUAGUUAAAGCCUACGUAUUGAAAAUGAAUACCGAAAGAAGAAAUUCCCAAAGAGAAACAGCGGAGGAAACACCAAAAGAAACAAACAUGGAAACAUCGAGUCAACCAAUGGUCGAAGUGGUUGAAAUUAUGAUAUUGGUUGCAGGGAUUGCUUCACCAUGUAAACAACAAUUACAUCACCUAUAUUUAUUCUAUUUGAAAGUGCUUGGUCGAACCAUAUCAUCAACGCGCUUUCAAGAUUAG